Messenger RNA from Schistocerca nitens (vagrant locust), 1491 nucleotides. RefSeq lists its product as uncharacterized. Lineage: Eukaryota; Metazoa; Arthropoda; Insecta; Orthoptera; Acrididae. The transcript is spliced from 8 exons. Gene Ontology annotation, biological process: negative regulation of cell population proliferation. Bases 1 to 1491 code for a protein of 496 amino acids. The record is from RefSeq and is a predicted model, not a curated record.
AUGGAAAAUCACGUAGAAGGGAAUGGUCAGAAACAUUUUCCUGGCGUGAUACUGAUGACAGAAAAAACAAGAAAGGAGGGACUGGAAGAGGCUGUUAAAACAACAAUCACAAUCAGAAAUGAAACACUGAUUGCUUCUUCAGUCAGAUUAAGUAUCAAGAAUUUUACUGAGGCAGAGAAGAAGCCAAAACAGAAUAUAAUUGCUGAAGCGAAGAAGAAAGUCUAUGGUAUUGUUGAUGAUCAAUGGAAAUCACGUGUAGGAGAAGGCAAAGGCAUUGUGAUUGUGCUCCAACCAUUAUCAUCAAAUCUUCCACCAAAAGGUGCACUCCCUGUAGAUAUUUGGAUAUAUGGACACACAUGGGGAACAUACUAUGAUGAAAUAACUUGCUGUGUUGAUGGACUGCCCCCAUUUUACAUUCAUCUUACUGUAGAAGUUGUUGGAUCACCUGCAUCAUUUGCACUGCGACAAGACGUUAAAACAAAUGUACCCACCCUCUGCUUUGGAACACUAGCUUAUCAUUCUCACACCAAAACAAGAAAAGUUUCUGUGAGAAACCAAAGUUGCCUGAUGAUUAGUAUUCUCUGGCAUAUUUUUGUGACUGAACCACUUGAAGAUAAUAAGCCAGAAAAUGAUCCAUUUAACGUUAUUUUUGACAUCUGUUCUCCAUUUUCAAAGAAGAAAAAUAAUACAAAGAAUUACACGUCAAGUGACCCUGAGUCUGCAUUAAACACAAUGCAGCUCCCAUUUCUGGAUUCAUCUAUUCAGUUUGGGAUAAUACCAUUCCAGGGAAGAGAACAAUACAAGUUUUUUCAGGUGUUUCCAAAAGAAACAGUUCUGCAACCUUUUGGAGAGGCAACACUGAAGCUAACUGUUUACCCUUGUAUUUGUGACCAGGAUACCAGAUUUACACCUCUGCGAGCUGUGUUAGCUGGUUUUAUACAAAUUAGUGAAGAAGACAGAUUCUGUCCUGAUAUUUAUGAGAGACAAAUGGGGUACAACAUGAGCCCUUUAAAGAUGAACAUUGAAGCAGACAUUGAAAUCCCAUAUCUGUGUGUUGAAACUCCUGAAGAUGAUUGUAACUUCAAAAUGUAUGCAACUGAUAUUAUGAGUAAAUUUAACAAAUCACACAAGGAGGAGAAAGUGAUAAGAGUUAAAAACUAUAACAAUGCAGAAGCAACAGCAGUUUUCAGUACAUAUGAGCCAUUCACCUUGUGUAAAAUCACUACAACUGAUGGUACAGUUUCAAAUAGAAGACCAUAUGAUGCUGUGGUACUUAAUAAAAAUGUAACUGCUGAGACUGAACUGCAGGCAGGCCACAAGUCCAACCAUGGGGCUUUAGGAAAUAUCACACACGCACUCUGUCCAAAGACACCCACUCCACGGCAGUCAGAAAGGUUCGAGUCUCAUGAAGAGGUUGAUAAUCCCACAGGGAGUACAGAGAACUGCAAGAAGUGUGGGUCAAUGGAUGUCAGCAUGUGCAAGUAUGCAUGA